AUGGCUUCACCGAAAGAACGUCUGGACCUCUUCCGGCGCCAGGAGACAAACCAGGCUGGUCUACGGAACGAUCUGCUUGACGCAAGUUUCACAUCCGCCGAGUUCCUUGAGAAGAUCGAGUCACUACAGAAAGAGCUGGAUCAGUCAAGAAAUGCCGAAAAGCACUAUUACGAUCUCAUGAACCAAGCGAUGCAAGAAAACCGGGACUUGCAGAAGUCGAUGGACUGCAACCGAUUCAUCGCCGCACUCAUCGAUGGUGACAGUAUGCCCUUCCUUGACAAAUUCGUUGUCCGAGGUUUUGAUGGUGGAGUCGAGGUUGGCCGGCGGCUUCGACUCGCGCUGUCCAACUAUCACCGGACAAAUCCUCUCCACCGAGGUGAUGACAAGAUCGUCAUAUACAUUUCUGCCAACCUGCAUGGAUUGACUUGGGCAUAUACACUCGCGGGUAUAACUCAAGAGCAGUCUAGAGUUCGGGAUUUCUUUGUCGGCCUGAGCCAGAGCCACCCCCUGACCAGCUUCGUUGAUGCAGGUCAACAAAAAGAAGCUGCAGACUCCAAACUACGUGCACAGGUGGAGUUAUACUAUUCCAACUCACAUUGCCAACAAGUCAUCUUUGGUGGCUCUGACUGUGGCUAUGCUCCCUUUCUCGAUAUGCUUGCCAAUGCCGAAGACAUCAAUCGGAGGGUCACGAUACUCAGCCCUGCCCAUAUGCCACAUCGUAUGUUGCGGACCGUUGCCCAAUUUCUGAGGGUAGACUUCCCUGAGAUUUUCCGGGCAACGAAAAUAGUCACCAUCCAGUCCGAUAUCGAGCCGCUGCCGCUAUCCGGCCUCAAGCGACGCCUCAAUGAUGAAACGCCGCCUCAGCAGCGACAUCCGCCUCCCCCCUUUUAUAGUGGAUCCCAUGAGGCUCCUACCGAUAUUAAUAGGGUCGAUGAGUACAGCGCCGGAAGGCACUCCCCGCCCAACCCUGACGAGUAUCAACCUGAAAACCCUUUUCUGAUCAAUAACGCCCUUUCAGCGCAAACAUACUAUGUCAAUCAGUACGGCCAAAGACUCGACCAACCCCUGCUGUACGACAAGCAGUAUCUGCGUUUCCUUUUCACGAAGAAGGCUCGCCUAUGCAACAACUUUUAUCUCCGAUGUCAUUGUCCAUACGGCGAUAGCUGCCAAUGGGAUCACUCAGAGGAUCUGACUCCUCUUCAAAUCGACACUCUGAGACACAAGGCCAGAACUUCUGCCUGUCGUGACCCUUAUUGCAAUGAUGUCGCAUGUACGCUCGGCCACAUGUGCCCACGCCCGCCGGGUGCAUGCCAUAUGGAUGCCUGCAAGUUCUCGGAACAACAGCAUAACGUCUGUGUGGAACAAGUCUUUGAGAUAGACCCAGCUACGGGGUCCCGAACACAGGUGACCAUGUCCACUCCUGCAGACAUGGCAUUGGACUGA
Messenger RNA from Cyphellophora europaea CBS 101466, 1443 nucleotides. RefSeq lists its product as uncharacterized. The transcript has 2 exons. The record is from RefSeq and is a predicted model, not a curated record. Gene Ontology annotation, molecular function: metal ion binding. Lineage: Eukaryota; Fungi; Ascomycota; Eurotiomycetes; Chaetothyriales; Cyphellophoraceae. Bases 1 to 1443 code for a protein of 480 amino acids.